Messenger RNA from Athalia rosae (coleseed sawfly), 1591 nucleotides. Its product is annotated as retinol dehydrogenase 14-like. The coding region runs from base 440 to 1309 and encodes 289 amino acids. The transcript is spliced from 4 exons. The record is from RefSeq and is a predicted model, not a curated record. NCBI's taxonomy places the organism in Eukaryota, Metazoa, Arthropoda, Insecta, Hymenoptera, Athaliidae.
UACAACUGCUUAGAAAGUCUUAGAUUUUCAUAGACUCAUUGGUCCGAAGGUCAACGACAAGGUAUUACAACCGGUCUGCCUUGGGUAUUGCCAUUGGUUGAAAAACGAAAAGUGGGGCUAGAAUUUCGAAAUAUCUUAGCAGAUCGUAAAUUAAUAAACCAUAAAUGCACAGGCUUUUCGUACUUCGUGUGCAAGAAAUGAUGAUAAUUUAUACAAGACGCGUUGGGUGGAGGAUAUUUCCGUCUAACAAACGCCGCAGUUUCGAUCAGAACUUUGAGAAAGAAAGAUCAAAUUUUCCGGUGCCGUUUCGAGUGGGAUAAAAAAGAAAAUCAAAUAAUGUAGAGUUCCAUUCGUGGGUGUGAUUUUUUUUUUUUUAAAGCUGUAGUGAAAAUUUCACGUAUACCAAAGGAUCGGCGAGUCUUCGAAUCUUCGAAGAAUAAUGGAAACUAAAACCGUUCUGAUAACCGGCUGUACCUCGGGUAUCGGUAGGGCGACAGCCGAAGGGAUAGCAAAAACUGGUGCUAAGGUGAUAAUGGGUUGCAGAAAUAUCGAAAUGGCUAAUAGAGUGAGAGAUGAAAUAAAAAAAUCGACCGGUAACGGAAAAAUAAUAGUGCGAAAAUUGGACCUGGCGUCCCUGAAAUCUGUCAGAGAAUUCGCAGCCACUAUCAACCGAGAAGAAAAUAAAUUGGACGUUCUGAUACACAACGCUGGCAUCGCACUUUCCCUUUGGAAAAAAAUAUCCGAAGACGGUCUAGAGCUGACGAUGGCCACGAACCAUUACGGCCCUUUUCUUUUGACCAUUUUGCUGAUCGAUAUUUUGAAACGUUCGGCACCGAGUCGCGUGGUGAUCGUUACGUCGAAAUGGUACCCCAUGGGAAACGUCGAUCUCACCAGCAACGCGAAUCCCACCCAAUUUUGGAGGGCGCAUUACAAUUACUACGUUUCAAAAUACAUGAACGUUUUGUGGACGCUGGAAUUGGACAGGAGAUUACAAGGAUCUGGUGUCACCGCGAAUUGUCUUCAUCCGGGCAAAGUGUUCACCAAUAUUUGGCAGGCCAACACGCCGAGGGCCUUUUAUUUUUGCAUGAGUCCCGUGCUCGAGAAGCUACUAAAAUCCUGCGAUGAAGGUGCGAGGACCACUACGUACCUCGCGACUUCCGACGAGGUAGCGAACACCUCCGGUGCCUACUUUAAAAAUUGUCGCGUAGCCGAAAUAGAGCGGAGUGUUAAGGACCCGGAAAAGGGGGAAAAGUUCUGGAAAUUGAGCGAGAAGAUGGUAAAAUUGGGUCCCACUGAUCCCCGAAUUUGAGAACCGAUUGCCCUGAAAAAACUAAUUCAGACGAGUAGGCCAGAAUUUUGAAGAAACGAAGCGUCUGAUUCAACUGUUCGAUUCAGAAUUUAAAUACCAUAGACGAACUGUCAAUUCAAAAUUCAAAAUUACAUUAAUAUCAACAUUUUUGGCUAAGCGAUUCGGCGAUCUUUGGAAGUCCAACAAAAAAAGAAAAAAAAAAACUAUACAUUAAAAUGAUUCCGGCGAUUUUAAUUUACUGAACAAAAUUUUGUAUUCCGUUAAUAAAUUAAUUUAUUACAA